ACUCUCGCUUGUACUGCGCCCUGCACUAGGUGUCAGUAUGUGCUUUUUCGCCCUUUUAUGGAAAGUAUCUUCAACCUAGAAGAGAACCAGGAAGUAACUCCAUCGUUUGUUUAGAUUAUUAGCUAGAACGCGCUUGGCAACAUCGUGAGUUACGUUUUUGCUUGCUUUAGAAAGUGAAAGGUGUAGCUAGAUAGGGUCAUUCAAAAUAGCAUCAUAACAUGAAUAAAACAGAGAGGGGAAUCAUGAGCUCAUUGCUUGUUGUUGUGGCUGUAACUUAUGUCCUCGUUAGCCGAGCAGAAUGUCACACUAGUACUACGCCAACGCCAUUGAAGUCUUGCAAAGCCUUCUCAACUUGUGACUCAUGCACUCAAAACCCAAAGUGCCUGUGGUGCAUGACCAACGACACCUGCACAGACUACCCAGUGAGCUACAUUCUGCCUCCGCCUGCAGUGUGUAAACUGUCACAGGCACGAUGGGGAGUGUGUUGGGUGAACUUCGAGGCUCUGAUCAUUGCCAUGGCAGUGUUAGGCGGGACCAUCAUCAUCAGCAUUGCAGUCUGUUGCUGCUGUUGCUGUUGCUGCAAGAAACGUCAAUCAGGGCCAGACAGAGAUGAGGAGAGGUUUGUCAGGAGGAGAGAGGAGAUCAGACAGCGUGCUGAUGAACGGAAGGUGGAGAGGAAGGUGAGGCAUGAUGACAUCCGCAAGAAGUAUGGUCUUGUCCCUGACUCUGACCACCCAUACAGCAAGUUUGAAAAUGAGUAAACCAGAAACCUGUGUGAGAGAGAAGAGUUGUUCAGAUGGCUCUACUCUGCUCCAUCCUCUUUGGGCUGACUACCAUCCUGUCCUGCUGAUUGCUUUAGCUUAGAGAGCAGACACACACACCUAUACAUCAAGACCGGUCUAUCAUCAUGAUUCAUCUAAAUCAAAACCUUUGCCUAUAAUUAUUAAAUGCAGUUUUUAUUCAUUCAUUUUAGGUUCUGAUUGAAAAUUAUUUACAGUUUGAGAAUGUUAUGUUUUUCACACAAUUAAGAAGUUUGAAGAAGUCUAAUAUUUAGUUUGCGGUUGGAGACGUGGCACUGAGUGGAGCUUAACUUUCUGCACAUUGUCUGUGUAUUUUUGUGAAAUCUGAUUUAAUGAGCCUUUUUUAAGUUGCUGUAAUAUCUGUGAGUAUGUUUUCGCUUUGUAUAUAUUUUAUAAACCAAGAUCAUAAUUAUGCUCAAUCUGA
This is a messenger RNA of Oncorhynchus gorbuscha (pink salmon), 1224 nucleotides long. RefSeq names its product pituitary tumor-transforming gene 1 protein-interacting protein-like. The record is from RefSeq and is a predicted model, not a curated record. NCBI's taxonomy places the organism in Eukaryota, Metazoa, Chordata, Actinopteri, Salmoniformes, Salmonidae. Gene Ontology annotation, biological process: protein import into nucleus. The transcript is spliced from 7 exons. Bases 219 to 761 code for a protein of 180 amino acids. Gene Ontology annotation, cellular component: cytoplasm; nucleus.